Yamadazyma jaroonii is the source of this 2340-nucleotide messenger RNA. Lineage: Eukaryota; Fungi; Ascomycota; Pichiomycetes; Serinales; Debaryomycetaceae. The record is from the annotation of a GenBank genome assembly.
AUGAAGUUUGGUAAAAAUUUCGAAGACUUAUCAAUACCUGAAUGGAAAAACUAUAAUCUUGAAUACAAUGAGUUAAAGUCCACUAUAAAGACAUUGAAUACUGAAGGGUUAACCAACUUAAAACCUUUGUAUAAGCAAUUUCUUGAUAAUUUUGAUGUGAUAAAUUUAUUUAUAGCGACGAAGUAUGAAGAACUCAAUAGGAAAUUUGGAUAUCAUCAAAGUCAUUAUGAAGUUAUACUAAAAGACACUGAAUCUGAUGAGAUAAAACUGAUAAAGUUCGAUAUCUUAUCAUCAAACUUAAUAGAUUUAUCAUUAACAUUAAAAAACUUAUCCAAAUUCAUACUCAUACAGAAGAUAGCUGUUAAGAAGAUCUUCAAGAAGUUCUUAAAACAUUAUUUUGAUAAGGAAAAAGCCCAAAAUUUGAUCACCAGAUUGAAACUCAGGUUAAAUAAAGAUGAGAGAAGUUUCAUAAAUUUCAACUUACUAGAGUUAACCACUAAAUUAACCAAUUUGAUCAAUUUGGUCAAGCAGCAGAAUGAAGAUAACUCCAAAGGGGCCAUAAAUCAAGAAUCAAGUUCAAAAAUUAUCAGCAAAAUGAAUGUUUCUGAAAAUUUGAAGUUCAUCCUUACAUGUCAUACCAAAAGAAAUUUCAAUUUGAAGUUUUUGAUUCCUGAUGAUUCUAAUAAUUUCAAUGAAAUAUUAUUGAAUUUCAACAUUUAUAUGAAUUUCAAAUCUUCAUCUAAGUCCAGUAGAUGUUCAUUGAUUUAUUUACAGAAUGAAGACAAUUUAAUGGGUCAACCAUCAUUUAUCUUCUCCGAAGAGGGUCAAACUCAUUCUACCAUUAUCACUCAUAUUGAAGGAAUAAGGAAGUUUAGUUAUUGUGCUUUACCUAAUAAUAUCAUAGAAGUAUUAUUGAAUUAUGUCAAUGAUGCAGACAAUUCGGUUUUAAAGGGAAAGUUGAAAGAUUACUUCCAUAGCUCUCCCAUCAAUUCAUUGAUCAAAUUGACCAUUGAAACCAUUUUGAAUUGUAAAUUAUCACCCAAAAUUAAAGUCUACUUUGAUAGUAAGAACUAUUAUAUGGUGAAAGAUCAAGAUGAGCAAGAAACCAAAAUCGACUUUUUAUUAGACUUACGUUAUAACAUUUCAACCACCACUAAAUCUGAUCAUUUAUAUUCCCUUGAUUUUGAAAAUCAACAUGAUGAAGAUUUAGAUUCAUUUCCUCACAAUGUCCUCACUAUGUAUUCCAGUGAUCCCAACUUAUUCGAACUUGAAAGAAAUUUAGUCACUGAAAUCGACGAUAAUAUUUUGAAGUCCAAGUAUUCAACUUCUGCUAUCAACAAAUUACCCAAAGUUGUCAAGAAAGUCAUCCAAAAUAGUAAUUCAAUCAAUUUAUUCAAAAACUUUGAUUUUUACCAAUAUUGUUUAUCAUGUUAUUUCAACGUUCAACCUCAUGAUGCUAAUAAUCAUUAUUCUAAUUUAUUGGGAUUGAAUUUAUUCAAGUCUUUUGAGAAUACUGAAAUUUUCAAUAAUGAAUUACAUCUACAACAAUCAUUAUUGAAGUUACAUGAAGACAAGAAAUUGAAAAAUCAAAUGAGUUUAACUACUUUACAAGAUAAGUCUCAAAAGGAUAAGAUCAACGAAGCCGUUUCCCAUAAAAAUUCCAAGAUAUUGUUCUCUGAAGAUAAGAAUUUUAAGAAAAGACCAAAGUUCGUUAAACAUGAUUCAAUUGCUACUUUAUCAUCUUUCAACUUAUCAAUAUUCACCGAUAGAUUAGAAGAUAUUGAUGAGAUCAUUGAGAAUGAAGAUAAUGAAAGUUUGAAGUUGUUCUGGAAGGAAGACGAUUAUGGUUAUAAGACAUUUGAUGAUUCUGAAGAUUUAAAAAAUCCUGGAAAUUCAACUUUGAACAACUUUGUCAACAAUUUGAUUAAUCUCAAGUAUAGAAUGAGUUCAUCAGUUUCAGAUUAUCAAUCAGUUAAUUCUAAUUCAGAAGAUUUCGAUUUGAUGGAUUAUUAUUAUCAAUUCAACAAGAUCAUUUCAUUCUUUUAUCUUUUGUUGAAUUUCAUUUCAUUAUUCAUAAGUGGGAUAGAAUUGGGUAUCAUUUAUUCAGUUUUGGAAUUGAAUAAGGAUAACAAGAAUCGAUUCGUUUUAUGGGGAAACGUAUGGUUAUUUUCAAUUUUGAUAAUUGGAUUACUUAUUUCCUUCAUCACAUCCAUUUUAUCCAUUAACUUAAUAUUUAAAAGAGUUUCAACGCCACCAUUCUGGCAUUAUGUAUUUAUAUUUCUAGGUUUUGCAUUAGUUAUGAUUUGUUCAGCAUUUAUUUUAAUUCUGUCAUUCAUAUAG